CUCCUCGCCCGUCCAUACCCUUUGCUUUGACCCCGUGCAUACCCCGGCGUCAACGAUUCGCGUGCGGAUAGCAGCAGCGCGACCCGCCGAUCCCACCACCUCGUCUCUACGAUAGCAAGCAAGCGAAACCUGCCCAUCAUGGUGUCAGUCUUUUGCGUCGGUCUCGGUGAAUUCUUCACCUUUAGCGCCAUGGUCCUCAUGAUCUUGUCCAACAUCGGACAGUUGACAGAGAACAUGGUGUCGCGGUCCUUUCGCUACGUCUCGAUCAACACGCAGGACUUUGAACAGUCGAUCCGCUCCAUUGCCAAUCAGAAUAACAUCGCCGUCAAUGGCAUCUUCGCCAGCGACCAGAACUCUCCCGAGCUUGCGGGCAAUGGCCUUAAGUACAACUAUGAGUGGGGCCUUUACAACUUCUGCGCUGGUCAGUCUCAAGGUUCGAGCACGCGUUCGUGCUCAGACAAGAGCUUCGUCUACGAGUUCGACCCGAUCAAGGUGCUGCAGCAGGAUAUUAACCAGCAGCUCCAGCCCUACGUCAGCCAGGCACUUCCUGCUACCACGCUGAGGGAUUCGAGCUACCUUGGCUCCUUUACCAAGGCCGCCAACAUCCUGGCCUUUAUCGGAACCGUCGUCGUGGGGCUCAGCUUCCUCGUGGCCUUCUUGGCCCACCGUUUCGCCUUUUUGCUCGCUGCGCUGCUCGCCCUCCUGGCGGCUGGCUGCCUCGCUGUUGCCGCAGCCAUCUGGACGGCCAUUGUCUACAAGGUCCGCAAGAGCGUUGCUGAUCUUGGCAGCAACCCAGGUGUGGACAUCGAGUACGGCAACAUCAUCUGGAUGACGUGGGCUUCGUUUGGCGCCGCUGCCCUGAGCGUCAUUCCCCUGCUUAUCGCCUGCGUCAGCGGACGCCGCUCCAAGUACUGAUCUCUUGAGCUACUCUCACGUGGUCUCUAACCUCAGUUACAACGCAUAUAUCCCCCUUAGCUUCACCCUAACCACAGCCGCUAUCGGCUCCUAACGCACUCUUCCUCUUCCCCGUAGGCCUGCGACGUUUUUUCCGUCUUUAUUGCUUCGCUUCGUCUUUUUUCCC
Messenger RNA from Acaromyces ingoldii, 1081 nucleotides. RefSeq lists its product as hypothetical. Lineage: Eukaryota; Fungi; Basidiomycota; Exobasidiomycetes; Exobasidiales; Cryptobasidiaceae. The transcript is spliced from 5 exons. Gene Ontology annotation, cellular component: plasma membrane; cell cortex of cell tip. Gene Ontology annotation, biological process: fungal-type cell wall organization. The coding region runs from base 139 to 915 and encodes 258 amino acids. The record is from RefSeq and is a predicted model, not a curated record.